Molecule: messenger RNA, 1503 nt
Organism: Orycteropus afer afer
Lineage: Eukaryota; Metazoa; Chordata; Mammalia; Tubulidentata; Orycteropodidae
Gene: GCM2
Product: glial cells missing transcription factor 2
Exons: 5
Coding region: 1-1503 (500 amino acids)
Biological process (GO): gliogenesis; regulation of transcription by RNA polymerase II
Cellular component (GO): nucleus
Molecular function (GO): RNA polymerase II cis-regulatory region sequence-specific DNA binding; DNA-binding transcription activator activity, RNA polymerase II-specific
Source: RefSeq, a predicted model, not a curated record
AUGCCGGCGGAUGAGCAGAAGGCGGACUAUCUAUGUUCCUAUGGGAUGAAGCUCAACUGGGAUAUCAAUGACCCACAAAUGCCGCAGGAUCUCACCCAUUUUGACCACUUCUGUGAGUGGCCUGAUGGCUAUGUGCGCUUCAUCUACCGUGGCAAUGAGAAGAAGGCACAGCGCCACCUGAGUGGCUGGGCUAUGCGCAACACCAAUAACCACAAUGGCCACAUCCUCAAGAAGUCAUGCCUUGGCGUGGUACUGUGUGCACAGGCCUGUGCCCUGCCGGAUGGCUCUCGCCUGCAGCUGCGACCUGCAAUCUGUGACAAGGCCAGGCUGAAGCAGCAGAAGAAAACAUGCCCCAACUGCAGUUCAUCUUUGGAGCUGAUUCCCUGCCGAGGGCACAGUGGAUACCCAGUAACCAACUUCUGGAGACUGGAUGGCAAUGCUAUAUUUUUUCAGGCCAAGGGAGUUCAUGACCACCCAAGACCAGAGAGUAAAUCAGAGACUGAAGCUAGAAGAAGUGCCAUCAAGAGACAGAUGGCUUCUUCUUACCAACCCCAGAAAAAGAGAAUUAGAGAGCCUGAGGCAGAAGAGGAUCAAGAUAGUAAUGGACAUUUUCACAACAUACCUCUUCUAAAAAAUCCAGAACAACUUGAUAUAAUGACUGAUAACUUCCGCAUUCCAGAACAGCCUUGCCUCUCCUUCCCAAACUUGGAUGCUUCCUAUGACCUACCCACUUUCCAAGGAGACAUAAUGCCACCCUUUCAGAAAUACCCAAACCCAAGAAUCUAUUUGCCUAGGCCACCUUGUGGCUAUGAAGUGGCAGGCCCUAGUUACACACAUUCUAGCCCAUACCCAACCCUUUAUAAAGAAUCCACCAAUAGCCCUAAUGACACAGACUGGGUUCAUGUGAAUGCACUAGAAUAUAAUGUCAAUUCCUAUAGCAGCUAUGGAAGAAGCUUUGAUUUCACCAGUAAACAACAUGGAUGGAAACAACCAGCUCUUGGGAAACCUAGCCUCGGGGAGAGGACUGACUAUGGACAGUUCCAGGCCAUGAACCCUUGCCCUUAUUAUAACCCAGAUCAUCCUUGCGGGUACCUCACAAAUCCCUCCCCAGGUGUUCCAGCCCUACAGACUGUGAUCACUACUACCACCAAAGUGUCCUACCAGGCCUACCAGCCCCCUGCUCUGAAAUAUAGUGAUAAUGUGCAUGAAGUUAAGAGCCUUUCGAGCUGUAACUAUGCUUCUGAAAACAUCCCCGUGUCCAUCUAUCCAGAAGCUUUGGACUUUCCUACAGUCACCAGGGAAGCCUCUCCCACAAGGUCACUUCCUUUGAAAAUUUCAGAAGACUGCCAAUCCAUCAGUUCCAUGUUGGCUUUUUCUCAAGAGUCAGCUCCCUCCACAACAGAUGAAACAGAAACUUGGGAUGUGUAUCCAUCAGGGCUGGGAUCUGCAAUAGGUUAUUCAGACAGAAUCAGUCAGUUCUUUAACUAUGAUGAGGACUUUUGA